GCCACUACACGCGCGCACCGCUCGACGUGCAGGAGCGCGUCAACCAACUGCCUCGUUCUGCAUAUCUAAAAGCAGAAGAUCCGAUCUCCUCCUCCUCCAACGCCAGCUGGAUUCGAGGGUUUCUGUCGAAGUCGAGCGGAUCGUUCGAGCCCCACCAUGGCUGCUUUGUCCGGCGGAGAGACGUGCGUCAAAUACUUGAUGUUCGCCUUCAAUCUGGUCUUCUGGCUUGCAGGCACAACUGUUUUAGCCAUUGGCCUGUGGCUGAGGUUAGACCCUCAGAACAAAGUCCUUCUGGAGGAAGAAAAUUCUCCAUAUGCUUUCUACGCAGGGGUCUACGUCCUGAUCGGUGCUGGAGCUCUCGUGAUGGUGGUCGGCUUUCUCGGUUGUUGUGGAGCAAUAAGGGAGUCUCCCUGCAUGCUAGGAGUGUUCUUCUUCUUCCUGCUCAUUCUCUUUGCCAUCGAAGUAGCUGCUGGAAUUUGGGGAUUUUCAAACCAAACCAAGGUAGUGGAAGACAUUUCAAGUUUCUACAUGCAAACCUACAAAGACUACACAACCACAGGAGAUGACCGACUCAAAGAAACACUGCGACUCAUUCAAGCACAGCUAAAAUGUUGCGGCCCAGGAAAAAAUAUGGACGAAUCUUUCAAAGAAACGUGCCCCCGCGGAGAGCCGCUUGAAGAAAUGCUUAUCAAGAGCUGUCCUGACGCUAUCGAUGAGGUGUUUGACUCCAAACUGCACAUCAUCGCAGGAGUAGGCAUCGCCAUGGGGGUUGUUAUGGUGUUUGGGAUGAUUUUCAGCAUGCUCCUGUGCUGUGCCAUCAGAAAGUCUCAGGAGGUGGUGUGACACCCACCUAAAGUCCCCCGUUGUUGCAUGAUGUCAUUCCCAAAGACACGCGACUCUCCACUGCCAAAAAGAAUCACUGCUCGUUUGAAGGGGGUAACCCUAUUUAUAUAACGCAUCGGUUGUAACUGUGCUGCUGACAUAAAUUGUGAUGUGUUUCCUGCGCUCAGCUACAGCGAGGGGGUGUCGUCUGAGCUUGUAUGGCCGAGGAGAAGGCAAAUAUGUAAUUUUGUGAUCAUCUGAGUGAAUCUAAUAUUCAAACUCAAGAAAGUAUAGGCUUGCAGUUGGUGUCCAGUCACACAACCCUGCCAGAACUAAACGGGACAAACCACAACUUCUACACAACACAGCAUUUACCAAUGAAACCGUGUGUAGCUGGCUCUCGGACAAAACCCUCUCAAUGAUCUCGGUGUUAGAGUAGCAUUUUGAUUACAACAACUGAUCUCAUUUUAAUGGCCUUUAUUUGUCUUUCCCCAUAUUUUUUAAACGUUCUUGUCGUUUUUGUACUAUGUUUGGCAUUUGUAUAGGUACUCGUAGUUUUGUGUUUUUGUAUUGGUCCUCUUUAUUUGACGGUGAGUUGAUUUAUAAAAUGUGCACAAUGUUUCACAAAAUUCAACCAAAUAAACUAUGAAUUAAAAAGUCGA
This is a messenger RNA of Oryzias melastigma (Indian medaka), 1484 nucleotides long. It is a transcript of the gene cd9a, whose product is annotated as CD9 molecule a. Bases 157 to 843 code for a protein of 228 amino acids. Gene Ontology annotation, cellular component: membrane. The transcript has 8 exons. NCBI's taxonomy places the organism in Eukaryota, Metazoa, Chordata, Actinopteri, Beloniformes, Adrianichthyidae. The record is from RefSeq and is a predicted model, not a curated record.